Messenger RNA from Lytechinus variegatus (green sea urchin), 732 nucleotides. Its product is annotated as E3 ubiquitin-protein ligase Midline-1-like. Bases 1 to 732 code for a protein of 243 amino acids. Gene Ontology annotation, biological process: positive regulation of DNA-templated transcription. The transcript has 2 exons. Gene Ontology annotation, molecular function: ubiquitin-protein transferase activity; zinc ion binding. Lineage: Eukaryota; Metazoa; Echinodermata; Echinoidea; Temnopleuroida; Toxopneustidae. The record is from RefSeq and is a predicted model, not a curated record. Gene Ontology annotation, cellular component: chromatin; nucleoplasm.
AUGGCUGAGAAGUGUGAAUCAGACAAAGUUUCAAGCUCUUCACUGAACCUGAUAUGUCCAUUAUGUCUUGAUAUAUUUGUCGAGGCGACAAUCCUGACUUCAUGUGGACACACAUUUUGUAGGCGAUGCCUCAAGAAAUACGAUCUAACCCAUCAGGACCUUGAUCACAUGGUCUGUCCUCUCUGCAGGGAGAUAACCAAGUUGUACGCCAACCGUGUCGAUGAUCUCCGCCUCAAUGACUCCAUCAACGGACGCGUAGACGAUUACCACGCCAAGUGCGGAGGGAUGAAUGCUGUCCUUGAGAUGUGCCAGAAAUGCACCGCUUGCAAGUCUCAGAGAGACGCUGUAUCAUUCUGCAGAACAUGUAAUUAUUACAUGUGUAAUGAGUGCUUACAUUGUCAUCAACAUCUUACAGUCGUCUUCGAAGGUCAUGAGAUUGUAUCCAUGGAUGAUGUCAUCGAAGGGAAGGUCAGCAUUGGUCAUUUAUUCGAGAAGUGUUCCAUCCACAAACAAGAGAACAAAGAUAUGUUUUGUGAGGUUUGUAAGGUCCAUGUCUGUCAAAAAUGUGUACUCGUUGAUCAUCUUAAUCACAAAAUCAAGAACCAGGUUGACUUUGAGCAGGAGUUGCGACGGAAGACUCCAAGCCCGAAUUAUUUCAACAUAAAAUGGAGGUAUUUUCUUAUCAAACAAUGGGAUAACGUUAUGAACCCGAAGGUCGCUAUUCAAGAUUAG